Schistosoma mattheei is the source of this 1017-nucleotide messenger RNA. Lineage: Eukaryota; Metazoa; Platyhelminthes; Trematoda; Strigeidida; Schistosomatidae. The record is from the annotation of a GenBank genome assembly.
AUGUUAACGGAAUUAAAUAAACGAGUUAUACAAUAUGGAGUACUUAUUAUAAGUUUAUUGGUGAUAAUAUCUGGAGGUUCAGUCCUUAUCUAUUUUGUCUUAACUAAUAAACAAGCUCAAUUAGCUUAUCAAUCAUUAAUACGUGAUCUAUUUGGUGGAUGGGAACUAAUACCGUCAAUUUCAACAGACACUAAAAAAAUGAGUCUAACUGAUCUAUUUCUACCAAUGAUAAGUCAAACUGGUAGUUCACUUUUAUUUUCAAUAAAUAUAAAGCACGAUAUAUUCGCCAUAAAUGAGAUAUCAAUUACACAAGGACUUCAUGUGAGUGAAUUCAAUGAAAUUAUUUCAAUGAAAGAACUGAAAUCCAUUUGUCCUCAGAUCAAUUGGAGUUAUUUAUUGAAAGAAUUACUGAAACAAACUGGAUAUGAAAAAUCCAAGCAGCCAUCAAUCAUUGUAGAAGGACGAUAUCAGCUUAAACAUCGUUGUGAAUUAUAUGGUGAUGUAAUGAAAACAGAAAAAGAUAAAAGAUCUCCUUUAGAAUUACCGAUAUUUACAACUCGCGCUUACUACAAUAUGAAUGCAAACCGUGUUUAUAUGAAUGCUGGAGUGUUGCAACCUCCACUUUAUUAUGAAAAUGGUAGUUUAGCUUCGAAAUUUGGAGCACUUGGCUGGAUUAUAAGUCAUGAGAUUAUGCACGGAAUAGGUAUCCAAGGUGUACUGUUUGAUUCAGCUGGUACUAGUCUAACUGGUUUGGCUGGUCUUAUGUUAUCUUCUGUGAUAGAAACUAAAGCUUCAUGUAUUAGUGAUCAAUAUAGACUUUAUGAAUUUACCGAUUACAAAUCUCUUUGUGGACAUCAUAGUGGAACUUCUCUUUUAAUACAUUCAAUAGUUGUUCCACAUGUAAUGGAAAGAUACAGAGUAUUCGGGGCGUUGGUUAAUAGCAAAGAAUUCGCACAUGCAUAUGGAUGUCCAGUUGGUUCACCAAUGAAUCCUGAUACAAAAUGCGAUAUAUGGUGA